Molecule: messenger RNA, 10764 nt
Organism: Pieris macdunnoughi
Lineage: Eukaryota; Metazoa; Arthropoda; Insecta; Lepidoptera; Pieridae
Source: the annotation of a GenBank genome assembly
AUGAAAUACCCCGAUGAGGUUGGUGAGCCUUCAGCUGCGUGUACUGAUCCUUCUGCUUCCUCAAGAACACACGAACCACAUAUUGGUGACAAUGGCGAGCAAGAUGCCGUUCUCCUGAAGAAGAGAUCAUCAGUGCAUCCGAGGACGGUGCACGAACAGGAGAGGCCGUAUAAGUAUUGGGUGGUUUCGAUCCCCACCCGCCUUCUAUACCCCGAUGAGGUUGGUGAGCCUUCAGCUGCGUGUUCUGAUCCUUCUGCUUCCUUAAGAACACACGAACCACAUAUUGGUGACAAUGGCGAGCAAGAUGCCGUUCUCCUGAAGAAGAGAUCAUCAGUGCAUCCGAGGACGGUGCACGAACAGGAGAGGCCGUAUAAGUAUUGGGUGGUUUCGAUCCCCACCCGCCUUCUAUACCCCGAUGAGGUUGGUGAGCCUUCAGCUGCGUGUUCUGAUCCUUCUGCUUCCUCAAGAACACACGAACCACAUAUUUGUGACAAUGGCGAGCAAGAUGCCGUUCUCCUGAAGAAGAGAUCAUCAGUGCAUCCGAGGACGGUGCACGGUCAGGAGAGGCCGUAUAAGUAUGUAUCAGAAAUCAUAGUGGGUGGUUUCGAUCCCCACCCGCCUUCUAUAAAAGAAAGGCCUCAGUGUGCCACGGGCUCUGUUGCUGCUCGGACGUUGACAAGAAAGGUGGUUGGUGUCGACGCCGCAUACUUUCCUGAUUGCGAUGACGAAUACCCUGAUGACGUUGGUGAGCCUUCAGCUGCGUGUACUGAUCCUUCAGCUUUCUCAAGAACACACGAACCACAUAUUGGUGACCAUGGCGAGCAAGAUGCCGUUCUCCCGAAGAAGAGAUCACCAGUGCAUCCGAGGACGGUGCACGGUCAGGAGAAUUGCGAUGACGAAUACCCCGAUGAGGUUGGUGAGCCUUCAGCUGCGUGUACUGAUCCUUCUGCUUCCUCAAGAACACACGAACCACAUAUUGGUGACAAUGGCGAGCAAGAUGCCGUUCUCCUGAAGAAGAGAUCAUCAGUGCAUCCGAGGACGGUGCACGGUCAGGAGAGGCCGUAUAAGUAUUGGGUGGUUUCGAUCCCCACCCGCCUUCUAUACCCCGAUGAGGUUGGUGAGCCUUCAGCUGCGUGUUCUGAUCCUUCUGCUUCCUCAAGAACACACGAACCACAUAUUGGUGACAAUGGCGAGCAAGAUGCCGUUCUCCUGAAGAAGAGAUCAUCAGUGCAUCCGAGGACGGUGCACGGUCAGGAGAGGCCGUAUAAGUAUGUAUCAGAAAUCAUAGUGGGUGGUUUCGAUCCCCACCCGCCUUCUAUAAAAGAAAGGCCUCAGUGUGCCACGGGCUCUGUUGCUGCUCGGACGUUGACAAGAAAGGUGGUUGGUGUCGACGCCGCAUACUUUCCUGAUUGCGAUGACGAAUACCCUGAUGACGUUGGUGAGCCUUCAGCUGCGAGUACUGAUCCUUCAGCUUCCUCAAGAACACACGAACCACAUAUUGGUGACCAUGGCGAGCAAGAUGCCGUUCUCCCGAAGAAGAGAUCACCAGUGCAUCCGAGGACGGUGCACGGAUGCGCGCGUGAUAUGUUGGCUUGCGUGUGGUGUGAGGCAAGUGUCUGCCUUGCUGGUCGAAACGGACUGCCAAUGUGGUCCGGUCAUUCUGUGUUCCUGAGGCCAGUUCCUGAUUGCGAUGACGAAUACCCUGAUGACGUUGGUGAGCCUUCAGCUGCGUGUACUGAUCCUUCAUCUUCCUCAAGAACACACGAACCACAUAUUGGUGACCAUGGCGAGCAAGAUGCCGUUCUCCCGAAGAAGAGAUCACCAGUGCAUCUGAGGACGGUGCACGGUCAGGAGAGGCCGUAUAAGUAUGUAUCAGAAAUCAUAGUGGGUGGUUUCGAUCCCCACCCGCCUUCUAUAAAAGAAAGGCCUCAGUGUGCCACGGGCUCUGUUGCUGCUCGGACGUUGACAAGAAAGGUGGUUGGUGUCGACGCCGCAUACUAUCUGACUGAAUUGCAUGUCUCCCGAGCUAUCGCUUUGCUUGAAGAGGGUCGAACUAUGCGUUAUGUAGGAAAUGAUCUAGGAGUAGCCCCUUCUGUUAUCUACAGACUUUGGAAGCGAUACCGUGAGACGGGAGAAUACUCACGAAGGCGUGGUCAAGAAAUUUCCGAACAGACAGUAAGAAAUAGGUUGUUGGAAGCCAAUUUGAGAUCACGCCGACCAGUUCGGGCUGUGCGUCUAACAAUUCAACAUAGACAAGCUCGCCGACAGUUCGCGCAAAAUCACGCUAAUUGGCAACUUCGACAUUGGAGGCCAGUGCUUUUUACUGACGAAUCACGAUUCCGUCUAACACGUUGCGAUGGUCGUCUCCGUUUUAACAGACGCCCAGGCGAGCGAUACAGUGCAGCAGCAGUCCAGGAAUAUGACAAAUUUGGAUGUGGCUCUGUGAUGGUUUGGAGCGGAGUUAGUUUGGACGAGCGCACAGAUCUCGUCGUUGUUCCCGGGCGCUUGUGUCCUCAAACUUACAUUGAAAAUGUGCUCGAAGAUUAUGUUUGGCCCGCAGCAUAUGGUAUGGGCCCAGAUUUUCUUUUAAUGCAAGAUAAUGCCAGGCCGCAUACUGCAGCCAUCACUUUAAGCUAUAGAAAGGAGAAAAAUCUUGUUCCGCUAAUUGUUUUGAGCAGUAUACUAUCAAAACAACAAGGCCUCAGUGUGCCACAGGCUCUGUUGCUGCUCGGACGCUCGGACACAGAUUGCGAUGACGAAUACCCUGAUGACGUUGGUGAGCCUUCAGCUGCGUGUACUGAUCCUUCAGCUUCCUCAAGAACACACGAACCACAUAUUGGUGACCAUGGCGAGCAAGAUGCCGAUCUCCCGAAGAAGAGAUCACCAGUGCAUCCGAGGACGGUGCACGGUCAGGAGAGGCCGUAUAAGUACGUAUAUUGCGAUGACGAAUACCCCGAUGAGGUUGGUGAGCCUUCAGCUGCGUGUACUGAUCCUUCAGCUUCCUCAAGAACACACGAACCACAUAUUGGUGACCAUGGCGAGCAAGAUGCCGUUCUCCCGAAGAAGAGAUCACCAGUGCAUCCGAGGACGGUGCACGGUCAGGAGAGGCCGUAUAAGUAUUGUGUGCCUUGCUGGUUGAAACGGACUGCCAAUGUAGUGCGGUCAUGGUGUGUUCCUGAGGCUAGCAACCUUGAGAAGCGGGCCUCGGCAGACGUGCAUCCUGUGCGCGUGGCGGGCGCCGCGCUGUCCCGGAAGAUGUGUUCUUUGAACAAAUCAGACGCAGUCCUGGUUCACGUUACUAACGUGGGAACUUGUACAAGUGCAAAUUGCGAUGACGAAUACCCCGAUGACGUUGGUGAGCCUUCAGCUGCGUGUACUGAUCCUUCUGCUUCUUCAAGAAUACACGAACCACAUAUUGGUGACUAUGGCGAGCAAGAUGCCGGUCUCCUGAAGAAGAGAUCACCAGUGCAUCCGAGGACUGUGCACGGUCAAGAGAGGCCGUAUAUGCAUUGUGUGCCUUGCUGGUUGAAACGGACUGCCAAUGUAGUGCGGUCAUUGUGUGUUCCUGAGGCUAGCAACCUUGAGAAGCGGGCCUCGGCAGACGUGCAUCCUGUGCGCGUGGCGGGCGCCGCGCUGUCCCGGAAGAUGUGUUCUUUGAACAAAUCAGACGCAGUCCUGGUUCACGUUACUAACGUGGGAACUUGUACAAGUGCAAAUUGCGAUGACGAAUACCCCGAUGACGUUGGUGAGCCUUCAGCUGCGUGUACUGAUCCUUCUGCUUCUUCAAGAAUACACGAACCACAUAUUGGUGACUAUGGCGAGCAAGAUGCCGGUCUCCUGAAGAAGAGAUCACCAGUGCAUCCGAGGACUGUGCAAGGUCAAGAGAGGCCGUAUAAGCAUGUAUUUGGUGAGCCUUCAACAGCGUGUACUGAUCCUUCUGCUUCCUCAAUAACACACGAACCACAUAUUGGUGACCAUGGCGAGCAAGAUGCCGUUCUCCCGAUGAAGAGAUUACCAGUGCAUCCAAGGACGGUGCACGGUCUGGAGAGGCCGUAUAAGUAUCUAUUGCGGUCAUGGUUUGUUCCUGAGGCCAACAGACUUGAGAAGUGGGCCUUGGCAGACGUGCAUCCUGUGCGCGUAGCGGGCGCUGACCCGGAAGAUAUGUUCUCUGAACACAUCAGGCGCAGUCCUGGUUCACAUUGCGAUGACGAAUACCCCGAUGACGUUGGUGAGCCUUCAGCUGCGUGUACUGAUCCUUCUGCUUCUUCAAGAAUACACGAACCACAUAUUGGUGACUAUGGCGAGCAAGAUGCCGGUCUCCUGAAGAAGAGAUCACCAGUGCAUCCGAGGACUGUGCACGGUCAAGAGAGGCCGUAUAAGCAUGUAUAUUGCGAUGACGAAUACCCCGAUGACGUUGGUGAGCCUUCAGCUGCGUGUACUGAUCCUUCUGCUUCUUCAAGAUCACACGAACCACAUAUUGGUGACUAUGGCGAGCAAGAUGCCGUUCUCCUGAAGAAGAGAUCACCAGUGCAUCCGAGGACGGUGCACGGUCAGGAGAGGCCGUAUAAGCAUGUAUUGGGUGGUUUCGAUCCCCACCCGCCUUCUAUAAAAGAAAGGCCUCAGUCUGCUUCGGGCUCUGUUGUCGCUCGGACGUUGACAAGAAAGAUGGUUGGUGUCGAGGCCGCAUACUCUGCGUGUACUGAUUCUUCUGCUUCUUCAAGAUCACACGAACCACAUAUUGGUGACUAUGGCGAGCAAGAUGCCGUUCUCCUGAAGAAGAGAUCACCAGUGCAUCCGAGGACGGUGCUCGGUCAGGAGAGGCCGUAUAAGCAUGUAUCUGCGUGUACUGAUUCUUCUGCUUCUUCAAGAUCACACGAACCACAUAUUGGUGACUAUGGCGAGCAAGAUGCCGUUCUCCUGAAGAAGAGAUCACUAGUGCAUCCGAGGACGGUGCACGGUCAGGAGAGGCCGUAUAAGCAUGUAUAUUGCGAUGACGAAUACCCCGAUGAUGUUGGUGAGCCUUCAGCUGCGUGUACUGAUCCUUCUGCUUCCUCAAGAACACACGAACCACAUAUUGGUGACUAUGGCGAGCAAGAUGCCGUUCUCCUGAAGAAGAGAUCACCAGUGCAUCCGAGGACGGUGCACGGUCAGGAGAGGCCGUAUAAGCAUGUAUUGGGUGGUUUCGAUCCCCACCCGCCUUCUAUAAAAGAAAGGCCUCAGUCUGCCACGGGCUCUGUUGUCGCUCGGACGUUGACAAGAAAGGUGGUUGGUGUCGAGGCCGCAUACUAUUGCGAUGACGAAUACCCCGAUGACGUUGGUGAGCCUUCAGCUGCGUGUACUGAUCCUUCUGCUUCUUCAAGAAUACACGAACCACAUAUUGGUGACUAUGGCGAGCAAGAUGCCGGUCUCCUGAAGAAGAGAUCACCAGUGCAUCCGAGGACUGUGCACGGUCAAGAGAGGCCGUAUAUGCAUUGUGUGCCUUGCUGGUUGAAACGGACUGCCAAUGUAGUGCGGUCAUUGUGUGUUCCUGAGGCUAGCAACCUUGAGAAGCGGGCCUCGGCAGACGUGCAUCCUGUGCGCGUGGCGGGCGCCGCGCUGUCCCGGAAGAUGUGUUCUUUGAACAAAUCAGACGCAGUCCUGGUUCACGUUACUAACGUGGGAACUUGUACAAGUGCAAAUUGCGAUGACGAAUACCCCGAUGACGUUGGUGAGCCUUCAGCUGCGUGUACUGAUCCUUCUGCUUCUUCAAGAUCACACGAACCACAUAUUGGUGACUAUGGCGAGCAAGAUGCCGUUCUCCUGAAGAAGAGAUCACCAGUGCAUCCGAGGACGGUGCACGGUCAGGAGAGGCCGUAUAAGCAUGUAUUGGGUGGUUUCGAUCCCCACCCGCCUUCUAUAAAAGAAAGGCCUCAGUCUGCUUCGGGCUCUGUUGUCGCUCGGACGUUGACAAGAAAGAUGGUUGGUGUCGAGGCCGCAUACUCUGCGUGUACUGAUUCUUCUGCUUCUUCAAGAUCACACGAACCACAUAUUGGUGACUAUGGCGAGCAAGAUGCCGUUCUCCUGAAGAAGAGAUCACCAGUGCAUCCGAGGACGGUGCUCGGUCAGGAGAGGCCGUAUAAGCAUGUAUCUGCGUGUACUGAUUCUUCUGCUUCUUCAAGAUCACACGAACCACAUAUUGGUGACUAUGGCGAGCAAGAUGCCGUUCUCCUGAAGAAGAGAUCACUAGUGCAUCCGAGGACGGUGCACGGUCAGGAGAGGCCGUAUAAGCAUGUAUAUUGCGAUGACGAAUACCCCGAUGAUGUUGGUGAGCCUUCAGCUGCGUGUACUGAUCCUUCUGCUUCCUCAAGAACACACGAACCACAUAUUGGUGACUAUGGCGAGCAAGAUGCCGUUCUCCUGAAGAAGAGAUCACCAGUGCAUCCGAGGACGGUGCACGGUCAGGAGAGGCCGUAUAAGCAUGUAUUUGAAAUCAUAGUGGGUGGUUUCGAUCCCCACCCGCCUUCUAUAAAAGAAAGGCCUCAGUCUGCCACGGGCUCUGUUGUCGCUCGGACGUUGACAAGAAAGGUGGUUGGUGUCGAGGCCGCAUACUCUGCGUGUACUGAUCCUUCUGCUUCCUCAAGAACACACGAACCACAUAUUGGUGACUAUGGCGAGCAAGAUGCCGUUCACCUGAAGAAGAGAUCACCUGUGCAUCCGAGGACGGUGCACGGUCAGGAGAGGCCGUAUAAGCAUGUAUCUGCGUGUACUGAUUCUUCUGCUUCUUCAAGAUCACACGAACCACAUAUUGGUGACUAUGGCGAGCAAGAUGCCGUUCUCCUGAAGAAGAGAUCACUAGUGCAUCCGAGGACGGUGCACGGUCAGGAGAGGCCGUAUAAGCAUGUAUAUUGCGAUGACGAAUACCCCGAUGAUGUUGGUGAGCCUUCAGCUGCGUGUACUGAUCCUUCUGCUUCCUCAAGAACACACGAACCACAUAUUGGUGACUAUGGCGAGCAAGAUGCCGUUCUCCUGAAGAAGAGAUCACCAGUGCAUCCGAGGACGGUGCACGGUCAGGAGAGGCCGUAUAAGCAUGUAUCUGCGUGUACUGAUUCUUCUGCUUCUUCAAGAUCACACGAACCACAUAUUGGUGACUAUGGCGAGCAAGAUGCCGUUCUCCUGAAGAAGAGAUCACCAGUGCAUCCGAGGACGGUGCACGGUCAGGAGAGGCCGUAUAAGCAUGUAUUGGGUGGUUUCGAUCCCCACCCGCCUUCUAUAAAAGAAAGGCCUCAGUCUGCCACGGGCUCUGUUGUCGCUCGGACGUUGACAAGAAAGGUGGUUGGUGUCGAGGCCGCAUACUCUGCGUGUACUGAUUCUUCUGCUUCUUCAAGAUCACACGAACCACAUAUUGGUGACUAUGGCGAGCAAGAUGCCGUUCUUCUGAAGAAGAGAUCACCAGUGCAUCCGAGGACGGUGCACGGUCAGGAGAGGCCAUAUAAGCAUGUAUCUGCGUGUACUGAUUCUUCUGCUUCUUCAAGAUCACACGAACCACAUAUUGGUGACUAUGGCGAGCAAGAUGCCGUUCUUCUGAAGAAGAGAUCACCAGUGCAUCCGAGGACGGUGCACGGUCAGGAGAGGCCAUAUAAGCAUGGAUUGGGUGGUUUCGAUCCCCACCCGCCUUCUAUAAAAGAAAGGCCUCAGUCUGCCACGGGCUCUGUUGUCGCUCGGACGUUGACAAGAAAGGUGGUUGGUGUCGAGGCCGCAUACUCUGCGUGUACUGAUUCUUCUGCUUCUUCAAGAUCACACGAACCACAUAUUGGUGACUAUGGCGAGCAAGAUGCCGUUCUUCUGAAGAAGAGAUCACCAGUGCAUCCGAGGACGGUGCACGGUCAGGAGAGGCCAUAUAAGCAUGUAUCUGCGUGUACUGAUUCUUCUGCUUCUUCAAGAUCACACGAACCACAUAUUGGUGACUAUGGCGAGCAAGAUAAGGUUCUCCCGAGGAAGAGAUCACCAGUGCAUCCGAGGACGGUGCACGGUCAGGAGAGGCCGUAUAAGCAUGUAUCUGCGUGUACUGAUUCUUCUGCUUCUUCAAGAUCACACGAACCACAUAUUGGUGACUAUGGCGAGCAAGAUGCCGUUCUUCUGAAGAAGAGAUCACCAGUGCAUCCGAGGACGGUGCACGGUCAGGAGAGGCCAUAUAAGCAUGUAUCUGCGUGUACUGAUUCUUCUGCUUCUUCAAGAUCACACGAACCACAUAUUGGUGACUAUGGCGAGCAAGAUGCCGUUCUCCUGAAGAAGAGAUCACCAGUGCAUCCGAGGACGGUGCACGGUCAGGAGAGGCCGUAUAAGCAUGUAUUGGGUGGUUUCGAUCCCCACCCGCCUUCUAUAAAAGAAAGGCCUCAGUCUGCCACGGGCUCUGUUGUCGCUCGGACGUUGACAAGAAAGGUGGUUGGUGUCGAGGCCGCAUACUCUGCGUGUACUGAUCCUUCUGCUUCCUCAAGAACACACGAACCACAUAUUUGUGACUAUGGCGAGCAAGAUGCCGUUCUCCUGAAGAAGAGAUCACCAGUGCAUCCGAGGACGGUGCACGGUCAGGAGAGGCCGUAUAAGCAUGUAUAUUGCGAUGACGAAUACCCCGAUGAUGUUGGUGAGCCUUCAGCUGCGUGUACUGAUCCUUCUGCUUCCUCAAGAACACACGAACCACAUAUUGGUGACUAUGGCGAGCAAGAUGCCGUUCUCCUGAUGAAGAGAUCACCAGUGCAUCCGAGGACGGUGCUCGGUCAGGAGAGGCCGUAUAAGCAUGUAUAUUGCGAUGACGAAUACCCCGAUGACGUUGGUGAGCCUUCAGCUGCGUGUACUGAUCCUUCUGCUUCUUCAAGAUCACACGAACCACAUAUUGGUGACUAUGGCGAGCAAGAUGCCGUUCUCCUGAAGAAGAGAUCACCAGUGCAUCCGAGGACGGUGCACGGUCGGGAGAGGCCGUAUAAGCAUGUAUUGGGUGGUUUCGAUCCCCACCCGCCUUCUAUAAAAGAAAGGCCUCAGUCUGCCACGGGCUCUGUUGUCGCUCGGACGUUGACAAGAAAGGUGGUUGGUGUCGAGGCCGCAUACUCUGCGUGUACUGAUUCUUCUGCCUCUUCAAGAUCACACGAACCACAUAUUGGUGACUAUGGCGAGCAAGAUGCCUUUCUCCUGAAGAAGAGCUCACCAGUGCAUCCGAGGACGGUGCACGGUCAGGAGAGGCCGUAUAAGCAUGUAUCUGCGUGUACUGAUUCUUUUGCUUCUUCAAGAUCACACGAACCACAUAUUGGUGACUAUGGCGAGCAAGAUGCCGUUCUCCUGAAGAAGAGAUCACUAGUGCAUCCGAGGACGGUGCACGGUCAGGAGAGGCCGUAUAAGCAUGUAUAUUGCGAUGACGAAUACCUCGAUGACGUUGGUGAGCCUUCAGCUGCGUGUACUGAUCCUUCUGCUUCUUCAAGAUCACACGAACCACAUAUUGGUGACUAUGGCGAGCAAGGUGCCGAUCUCCUGAAGAAGAGAUCACUAGUGCAUCCGAGGACGGUGCACGGUCAGGAGAGGCCGUAUAAGCAUGUAAUGGGUGGUUUCGAUCCCCACCCGCCUUCUAUAAAAGAAAGGCCUCAGUGUGCCACGGGCUCUGUUGUUGCUCGGACGUUGACAAGGAAGGUGGUUGGUGUCGAGGCCGCAUACUCUGCGUGUACUGAUCCUUCUGCUUCCUCAAGAACACACGAACCACAUAUUGGUGACUAUGGCGAGCAAGAUGCCGUUCUCCUGAAGAAGAGAUCACCAGUGCAUCCGAGGACGGUGCACGGUCAGGAGAGGCCGUAUAAGCAUGUAUCUGCGUGUACUGAUCCUUCUGCUUCUUCAAGAUCACACGAACCACAUAUUGGUGACUAUGGCGAGCAAGGUGCCGUUCUCCUGAAGAAGAGAUCACCAGUGCAUCCGAGGACGGUGCACGGUCAGGAGAGGCCGUAUAAGCAUGUAUAUUGCGAUGACGAAUACCCCGAUGACGUUGGUGAGCCUUCAGCUGCGUGUACUGAUCCUUCUGCUUCUUCAAGAUCACACGAACCACAUAUUGGCGACUAUGGCGAGCAAGAUGCCGUUCUCCUGAAGAAGAGAUCACCAGUGCAUCCGAGGACGGUGCACGGUCAGGAGAGGCCGUAUAAGUAUGUAUAUUGCGAUGACGAAUACCCCGAUGACGUUGGUGAGCCUUCAGCUGCGUGUACUGAUCUUUCUGCUUCUUCAAGAUCACACGAACCACAUAUUGGUGACUAUGGCGAGCAAGGUGCCGUUCUCCUGAAGAAGAGAUCACCAGUGCAUCCGAGGACGGUGCACGGUCAGGAGAGGCCGUAUAAGUAUGUAUAUUGCGAUGACGAAUACCCCGAUGACGUUGGUGAGCCUUCAGCUGCGUGUACUGAUCCUUCUGCUUCUUCAAGAUCACACGAACCACAUAUUGCUGCGUGUACUGAUUCUUCUGCUUCUUCAAGAUCACACGAACCACAUAUUGGUGACUAUGGCGAGCAAGAUGCCGUUCUCCUGAAGAAGAGAUCACCAGUGCAUCCGAGGACGGUGCACGGUCAGGAGAGGCCGUAUAAGCAUUGUGUGCCUUGCUGGUUGAAACUGACUGCCAAUGAAGUGCGGUCAUGGUGUGUUCCUGAGGCCAGCAACCUUGAGAAGCGGGCCUUGGCAGACGUGCAUCCUGUGCGCGUGGAAAGCGCUGUCCCGGAAGAUGUGUUCUUUGAACACAUCAGACGCAGUCCUGGUUCACGUUACUAA